Molecule: messenger RNA, 1011 nt
Organism: Arctia plantaginis
Lineage: Eukaryota; Metazoa; Arthropoda; Insecta; Lepidoptera; Erebidae
Source: the annotation of a GenBank genome assembly
AUGCAAAUUUCACAUUAUCACAUUGCGACAGUGUCUACAGUCGGUCUAAUUGGAAGUUUUUACGUCUAUUAUCUUUAUAAGGAGAAAUUCAAAAAAAGGAUAAACUUGGCUCAAGAAUGGGUGCAUAUUGGUCAUUUAAAACAAAUGUACGCGUACCCUAUAAAGUCAUGUGCGCCAAUUUUAUUGAAUCAAGCUGAGUGCUCGCCGAUGGGGUUAAGAAACGGUUGGAUCCGAGACCGAGUACUGAUGGUUGUGGAUGCAGGGAACAACACUUUUGUAACAGCCAAAGUUUAUCCAGAACUACUAAAGGUAAAAACUUCUCUUAAAAGAGCUCUCUUGAAAUUGGAACAUCCUGAUAUGGAAACAAUUGAAGUUAAUUUAGCCGAGGUAGUGGUAACUCAACAACCUUAUCAAAUAGCUAUUUGGAAUACCCCCAUGCCAAUUUAUGACUGUGGCCAGCAAGUUAAUAAAUGGUUCACAAAAUGUCUUAACGCCAAAGAAAAGAAGUUUCGUUUAAUUUACUACGGAUCAGAAAGGAACGAGUCGCGGGUCGGAAUGAGACAAAUGUUUAAUAAAUGUAUAAAACCCCGUCCGGGCGAAGUAGUCUAUAAUAUUAUCAAUGAAGCUUCAGUAGAUGAAUUGAACACACGAUUGAAAAGCAUUAAAGUGAGUGAGGCCAACUUUAGACCCAUGUUUCUGCUAUCAGGAGCUAAGCCAUACGACGAAGAGAAUUGGAAAUAUGUUAAAGUUGGAGAAAAUAUAUUUGAAAUUAUAAAACCUUCCACGCGGUGCGUAUCGACCGCUAUCGAUCCCGAGACUGGAAUGCACAUCACAAACAUGGAGCCAGCAAACCUGUUGAAAAGUCGCCGUGGUUGUGCAGAUCCAGAAAUGCGAAAAUUAAUAGGAGACCUGCCGUGUAUGGGCGUACAGAUGGUCCUUCGUAGUCAUCCCGGCGGCGGUCCAAUCUCUGUCAACGAUCCUAUUUAUGUUACAUAUAAACUAAUGCAUUAA